Messenger RNA from Trichoderma atroviride IMI 206040, 1050 nucleotides. RefSeq lists its product as uncharacterized. NCBI's taxonomy places the organism in Eukaryota, Fungi, Ascomycota, Sordariomycetes, Hypocreales, Hypocreaceae. The record is from RefSeq and is a predicted model, not a curated record.
AAAACAUGGAAUUUGUCUUAUAUUUCAUUCUAUAAGCCUCAAGUCUACCACAAUCCCACAACAUGGCUUCCGAAAGCAAUGUUCUCAUUUUCGACAGUCUCAGCAAAGAGGGCAAGAUUUGGUCCCAUCAUGUACUCCGAGUUUUAUUCUCACUCCACUACAAAGGAAUUCCCUAUUCAUUUCAAGGGAUCGAGUAUCCCGAUAUCAUCCCAACUUUUGCGCCGACGGCUCUGGAACCGAAAGAUGACCCUAUAGAGCCAUACGAAAUACCGGUGCUCAAGCUCCAGACAUCAACCGGCUUUGUUCACUACGAAAUGAACAUUUCGAAAAUAAUCCAAGCCCUGGAGGAGCUGAAACCCGAACCAUCUCUCCGGUAUAACACGCCGCGAACUGUCGAAUACAGGACCCGUUUCGGGCCAGCGUUUACGCCAAUUCUUCAACUCACCGUCGGACACGUGCCUCGCAUACUAUCAGAGCGCAGCGCCGUGGCGUUUUGCGAAAAGCGAAAACUGCGAUGGGGCAAACCCGUAGAGCAGUGGCUCGAGGAGCAUCCGAUACAACAAGGGCUGGCUGUGGCGGAGCCUCGACUCAGAGAGCUUGGCGAUUGGCUUGAAGCAGUUCCCGGGCCGUUUGUCGAUGGCGAUGGCCCUGGCUAUGCGGACUUUACUAUUGCAAGUUUAUUGGCGUUUGUGAGGGCUGUUGGCCUGUCAGACGUUUUUGAAGCGGUGCUGGGCUUCCAUCCUGCGAUUCGGGGAUUGUAUGACGCUGUUGAGGCGACUCAAAGAGGGAAUGUUUGGUGUCAGUACCUGUUUGAAAACGGUAAAUAAACCAGGUAGUUUUGCACUGUAGUGCUGGGUUUGGCAGCGCCAUCAAGCGUAGUUUAGCAAUGCCAAGAUCUGAAGACUUGGAGAUGCAUGCUCACUCGAGGGAUGUGAGUGUCGUUGGACUAAUGGGCCACCCUGGGGUUAUGGCAGUGAUGACAAUUAAUUCCUCAACCAGGGUCUAAUUAUCUCUGGGAAGACGCGCAAAUGGUAAUAAAUCUCAUGCAUU